UUUAAGCUCAGUCCAUCUUCACAUUUGUUGCAUAACGGACAAAUUUGCUGAUUUGUUGUUAAGUUGGGGCGGUACAAUAAAACGUAAUUGUUUAUCGUAAACGUAAACCGUGAUUAUAUUCUCUAAUUCUGUAAUUUUGAUUACUUUUAAAGUGGUUAAAAUUCUUUUGUGACCGAUUCAACAAAAUUUCGUCUUUUUUUACUCGUUUAAGUGUGAACGUUUAGGAAUAUAUAAGUCAGAAUGAGGGAAUGCAUUUCAGUACAUAUUGGACAAGCUGGUGUUCAGAUUGGUAACGCAUGCUGGGAAUUAUACUGCUUGGAACAUGGCAUCCAGCCUGAUGGACAGAUGCCUUCGGACAAGACCAUCGGUGGCGGUGACGAUUCAUUCAAUACAUUUUUCAGUGAAACAGGUUCGGGUAAACAUGUACCACGGGCCGUGUUUGUUGAUCUAGAACCAACUGUAGUCGAUGAGGUUCGUACGGGAACAUAUCGUCAACUGUUCCAUCCGGAACAGUUAAUCACCGGAAAAGAAGAUGCUGCUAACAAUUAUGCUCGUGGUCACUACACCAUCGGCAAAGAAAUCGUCGAUUUGGUAUUGGAUCGAAUUAGAAAAUUAGCUGAUCAAUGUACCGGGCUACAAGGUUUCCUUGUAUUCCACUCAUUUGGUGGCGGAACAGGCAGUGGAUUUACGUCCCUCUUGAUGGAACGGUUGUCGGUUGACUAUGGUAAAAAAAGUAAAUUGGAAUUCUCGAUUUACCCAGCACCACAGGUAUCCACAGCGGUUGUUGAACCAUAUAACUCAAUUUUAACUACGCACACAACAUUGGAACAUUCUGAUUGUGCGUUUAUGGUCGAUAACGAAGCUAUUUACGAUAUUUGUCGACGUAAUUUGGAUAUUGACCGCCCCACUUAUACCAAUCUGAACCGUCUAAUUGGACAGAUUGUUUCGUCGAUAACUGCAUCUCUUCGUUUUGAUGGCGCAUUGAACGUUGAUCUCACUGAAUUUCAAACCAAUCUUGUGCCAUAUCCUCGUAUUCAUUUCCCUUUGGCAACUUAUGCACCGGUAAUAUCAUCGGAAAAGGCAUAUCACGAACAGCUAACGGUGGCCGAAAUUACCAAUGCCUGUUUCGAGCCUGCCAAUCAAAUGGUGAAAUGCGACCCGAGACAUGGAAAAUAUAUGGCAUGUUGUAUGCUGUACAGAGGUGAUGUUGUACCGAAAGACGUCAAUGCAGCUAUUGCAACCAUAAAAACCAAACGGUCGAUACAGUUUGUCGAUUGGUGUCCGACUGGCUUCAAGGUCGGCAUCAAUUAUCAACCGCCAACCGUUGUACCCGGCGGUGAUUUGGCCAAGGUUCAACGUGCUGUUUGCAUGUUAUCAAAUACCACAGCCAUCGCUGAAGCUUGGGCGCGUUUAGAUCACAAAUUUGAUUUGAUGUAUGCUAAACGUGCUUUCGUACACUGGUACGUGGGCGAAGGCAUGGAAGAGGGUGAAUUCUCCGAGGCACGUGAGGAUUUGGCUGCUUUGGAAAAAGAUUACGAAGAAGUUGGCGUCGAUUCUACAGAAGAAUUGGCCGAAGGAGACGAAUACUAGUUUGAGCAAAUUGGUGUAUUCAUCCCUGCCUUUUUCGUGGAACAUUUAUUGGAUCAAUAACAUUUACGGAAAUUAAUAUUUUAAGUUAAGAGAGAGCACAACACCAAAAAUUCAUCAGAUGCAAAAUGAAAAUUAAUCAAUCAAUUCAAUCACAAUGAGUGUUUAAUAGUAACUCACAUUAUGACGGAAAAUUUUCUUUGUUCUUCUAACUAAAGCUUGUUUUUUUGAGUUGAGUACAUUUUUAAUAAACUCUUGGUAUAUUUGGAAUCAGACAAGAAA
Messenger RNA from Bradysia coprophila, 1869 nucleotides. RefSeq names its product tubulin alpha-1C chain. Gene Ontology annotation, cellular component: microtubule. NCBI's taxonomy places the organism in Eukaryota, Metazoa, Arthropoda, Insecta, Diptera, Sciaridae. Gene Ontology annotation, molecular function: structural constituent of cytoskeleton; GTP binding. Gene Ontology annotation, biological process: microtubule-based process. The record is from RefSeq and is a predicted model, not a curated record.